Marmota monax (woodchuck) is the source of this 1770-nucleotide messenger RNA. RefSeq names its product solute carrier family 10 member 4 (gene Slc10a4). The transcript is spliced from 3 exons. NCBI's taxonomy places the organism in Eukaryota, Metazoa, Chordata, Mammalia, Rodentia, Sciuridae. Gene Ontology annotation, cellular component: membrane. The record is from RefSeq and is a predicted model, not a curated record. Gene Ontology annotation, molecular function: bile acid:sodium symporter activity. Bases 245 to 1576 code for a protein of 443 amino acids. Gene Ontology annotation, biological process: bile acid and bile salt transport.
GCUACGCUGUCUUAAGUGGCAGCCGGGGGCGGCGGCACGCCCGGGAGCGGAGAGCCGGACAGCCGCACCGACGCCGCCCAGGACGUCAGCGGCGCGCGGCUGAGGCUUGGCACCGAGCCUAGCUGGGCAGCUGCGGACCACCGACAGACCCACGGACGGCGUCGGCGACCGAAGGACAGAGGGAGGCGCGCGCGACGGGAGGGGACAGACCUCCGCAGACCUGCGGCCUCCCGCCGACAGCGCCAUGGACGGCUCCGACAACGCAACCCUGCUCUUCGCCCCGUCCUCUCUGCUGCCGGACAACUACACUCUGUCGCCUAAUGCCAGCAGCCCGAGCCCCGGCACGGACUUCCCCUUCGCUCCCGCCUCAAGCCCCGGCCCCAGCCCCAGCCCCAGCCCCGGGCUCAGUCUGGGGCCAGGUCCGAGCGUUAGCUUCAGCCCCGGCCCUACCCCAAGCCCGGAGCCCACGACCGGCAGCUUCGCGGGCGGCGCGGAGAGCCAGGGCCCUUCCCCGUUUCCCCGGCCUUGGGUCCCCCACGAGCCCCCGUUCUGGGACACGCCGCUGAACCACGGGCUGAAUGUGUUCGUGGGCGCCGCCCUGUGCAUCACCAUGCUGGGCCUGGGCUGCACCGUGGACGUGAACCACUUCGGGGCGCACGUCCGCCGGCCCGUGGGCGCGCUGCUGGCCGCGCUCUGCCAGUUCGGCUUCUUGCCGUUGCUGGCCUUUCUGCUGGCCCUCGUCUUCAAGCUGGACGAGGUGGCUGCCGUGGCGGUGCUUCUGUGUGGAUGCUGUCCCGGCGGAAAUCUCUCCAAUCUCAUGUCCCUGCUGGUUGACGGCGACAUGAACCUCAGCAUCAUCAUGACCAUCUCCUCUACACUUCUGGCCCUGGUCUUGAUGCCCCUCUGCCUGUGGAUCUAUAGCAGGGCUUGGAUCAACACUCCUCUGGUGCAGUUACUACCCCUAGGGGCGGUGACCCUCACUCUUUGCAGCACACUCAUUCCUAUUGGGCUGGGAGUCUUCAUUCGCUACAAAUAUAACCGUGUGGCUGACUAUAUUGUGAAGGUUUCCCUGUGGUCUCUGCUAGUGACUCUGGUGGUCCUUUUCAUAAUGACUGGCACUAUGUUAGGACCCGAACUGCUGGCAAGUAUCCCUGCAGCUGUUUACGUCAUAGCCAUUUUUAUGCCUUUGGCCGGGUACGCCUCAGGCUAUGGCUUAGCUACUCUCUUCCAUCUUCCACCCAACUGCAAAAGGACUGUGUGUCUGGAAACAGGCAGUCAGAAUGUGCAGCUCUGUACUGCCAUUCUAAAGCUGGCCUUUCCACCACGCUUCAUAGGAAGCAUGUACAUGUUUCCCUUGCUUUAUGCCCUCUUCCAGUCUGCAGAAGCAGGGAUUUUUGUUUUAAUAUAUAAAAUGUAUGGAAGUGAAAUAUUGCACAAGCGAGAUCCUCUAGAUGAAGAUGAGGACACAGAUAUUUCUUAUAAGAAACUGAAAGAAGAGGAAAUGGCAGACACCUCCUAUGGCACAGUGAAAGCUGAUAAUAUAAUAAUGAUGGAACCUACCCAGACUUCUCUCUAAAUGUGAAGAUACACAGGAGCUUCAGUUUUGCUGAAAUAUUACUUCAUAUUUAUGGCCUGUGGUGUAGUACAUAUGGUUUAUAUAAAGGAUAACAAUUGGUUCACACUACAUGUAACAGUUUUAAAACAUUGUAAAGCUGCAUUGGUGUAUUAACCAAGUGUUUUAGUAAAUUACAAAUCAGUGUUGUAAUAUAA